AUGACUGGUCAAGCCGCGGUUGAGCCUACAGAGGCUGCUGAUAUCCAUCCUAUGGACAUUGAGCAAGGAAAUCAAUCAGGGUUCUCAACGGUUAAAGCCUUUUAUUCGCAUCCAUGGACUCAGAUCGUGCUUAUAAGCUUCAUUUGUUUCUGUUGCCCAGGAAUGUACAAUGCUCUCGGAGGGCUAGGUGGCUCUGGUCAGGUAGACCCAACGGUAGCGGCGAAUGCGACCGUUGCUCUUUUAUCUUGUACCGCUGGCACAGCUCUAUUCAUCGUUGGCCCACUCUUCACAUACACUGGCCCACGGCUCUGUCUGAUUUUGGGUGGGUGGACAUAUGCGCUGUACAGUGGCAGCUUACUCAACUUCAAUCAUCAUGACAAUGGUGCUUUUGUCAUUGCAUCUGGAGCCAUUCUUGGUGUAGGUGCUUCCAUGCUCUGGGUUGUACAAGGCGCAAUCAUGACGACGUACGUGGCCGAAUCACAAAAAGGCCGUGCAAUCGCAGUGUUCUGGAUUAUCUUCAAUCUGGGAGGGGGCGUCGGCAGUCUUGCGUCCUUCGGCCUCAACUUCAGGAGCAAGUCUGGCACAGUAUCAGACUCGACCUAUAUCGCGUUGAUGAUCAUCAUGCUAUUGGGUUGGGGUCUCGGUCUGUUCAUAUGCUCACCGAAGCGAAUUCGACUUGCGCAGCUCCACGCUGCUGUAGAAACGGAGAAACAUUCUCUGCGUGGCACCACUGAGAUUGUCAUUCGCACCUUGGCUAGCUGGCGUGUCGCCUGCAUGCUGCCAUUGUUCUUCUGCGCGAAUGUAUUUUAUUCCUAUCAGCAGAACAACGUCAAUGGAAUGACCUUCAACAUCCGGUCUCGCUCCCUGAACGGCGCGCUAUAUUGGAUCGCGCAGAUGCUAGGUGGCCUUUUUAUCGGUGUCAUUCUCGACCUUCCGUUCUUGAGCCGUCCGAUACGCGCCCGAGUGGGCUGGGGUGUUCUCCUGGUUACCGGCAUGUCAAUCUGGGGUGGAGGUUAUGCCUUCCAGAAAUGGCAAGACCGGCGCCUCGCCGCAGGAUUGAAGCAGGAUGUUGACUACACCCAAAGUUCGAUCUCGACCGGCCCGAUAUUCCUGUACAUCUUUUACGGCAUGUACGAUGCCCUGUGGCAAGGAUACUGCUAUUGGCUCAUCGGAACCGAAUCCAAUUCAACGUCGAGAGCCGCAAUACUGGUGGGUGCCUACAAGACUUUCCAGGCAACGGGCGGCGCAAUGGCGUGGAGGAUCAACGCCUUGCAUAAGAGCCCAAUGAGCCAGUUGGCGAUGAAUUGGGGCCUCUCGAUGGGUGCUCUUGCAAUUGUGAUUCCCACGGUAUGGACAGUGACAGCGGUGACUUUGGAGAGUCCCGUUAGAGAUCCUGAGCUUGAGAUGAAAAUCCGGGAAGUGGAGCAACUCGAGGAGGACAGGAAGUGA
Messenger RNA from Exophiala bonariae, 1449 nucleotides. RefSeq lists its product as uncharacterized. Bases 1 to 1449 code for a protein of 482 amino acids. Gene Ontology annotation, molecular function: transmembrane transporter activity. Gene Ontology annotation, biological process: transmembrane transport. The record is from RefSeq and is a predicted model, not a curated record. Lineage: Eukaryota; Fungi; Ascomycota; Eurotiomycetes; Chaetothyriales; Herpotrichiellaceae. The transcript is spliced from 3 exons.